This is a messenger RNA of Eleginops maclovinus (Patagonian blennie), 3874 nucleotides long. RefSeq names its product cholinergic receptor, nicotinic, alpha 6 (gene chrna6). NCBI's taxonomy places the organism in Eukaryota, Metazoa, Chordata, Actinopteri, Perciformes, Eleginopidae. The record is from RefSeq and is a predicted model, not a curated record. The transcript has 9 exons. Gene Ontology annotation, biological process: nervous system process; regulation of membrane potential; monoatomic ion transmembrane transport. The coding region runs from base 442 to 2010 and encodes 522 amino acids. Gene Ontology annotation, cellular component: postsynaptic membrane; neuron projection; synapse. Gene Ontology annotation, molecular function: acetylcholine-gated monoatomic cation-selective channel activity; transmembrane signaling receptor activity.
AGACACGGCAUGCUCAACGCUAUGUGCAUGACGUGAUUCAAAGAGUGUUCUUAAACUUAUUAGGGUACACUCAGAAACCAAUUGUUUCAACAUCUUAUUGUCUCGUGCAGCAACAUAUGGCGCAAAAAGGCUGAUAAAAUAUGAAAUACUCCACUAAAAGCAGUUGUUUGGGGCGGCUCUUCCCUCCCCGCUGUGUGGAGUCCGUGUGGAUGCGCCAGAGGGGAGCUUUGCACUCAUAGGGGAGGGACGAGUCAGUCAAGUUCGGAUCAGAUCAGGAAGGAGCGCACCGGCAGAGAGAGAGACACACGGCACCAGGGGAGAGUCGACGCGCGUUUUUUUUUUUUAUGUCAUAACAGAUUAUUUCUACAGCUCAUCCGUGUAACCAGAAACACUUUCCACAGUAAAAAAGUGAAGAGGAUCCUCAAGCGACACGGAGGAGAGAUGCAGCCGGCGGCGAGAUGGACUUUGCGGCUUCUUAUCGUGGGUUUGAUGGCGCAAGACUGCUUCUUAUCCAAGGCAGAGGACCGGCUCUUCAGGAAACUAUUCAGAAGAUAUAACCAGUUCAUCCGACCAGUGGAGAAUGUGUCUGACCCCGUUACUGUGGAAUUUGAGGUCUCCAUCUCGCAGCUGGUCAAAGUUGAUGAAGUGAACCAGAUCAUGGAAACAAAUCUAUGGCUCAGACAUAUUUGGAAUGACUACAAGCUGCGGUGGAUGCCGAGGGAAUUUGACGGGAUUGAGUUCAUUAGAGUUCCAUCCAACAAGAUCUGGAGACCCGACAUCGUGCUCUACAACAACGCUGUAGGUGAUUUCCUGGUUGAGGAUAAGACCAAGGCUCUGCUGAAGUUUGAUGGUACCAUCACCUGGGUUCCUCCAGCCAUUUUUAAAUCCUCCUGUCCUAUGGACAUCACCUACUUCCCCUUCGACUAUCAGAACUGCUCCAUGAAGUUUGGCUCCUGGACUUAUGACAAAGCCAAGAUUGACCUGGUACUAAUCGGGUCUAAGGUGAACCUGAAAGACUUCUGGGAGAGCGGCGAGUGGGAAAUCAUUGACGCUCCUGGCUACAAGCACGAUAUCAAAUACAACUGCUGUGAGGAGAUCUACCCAGACAUCACCUACUCCUUCUACAUCAGGCGCUUGCCACUCUUCUAUACCAUCAACCUCAUCAUCCCCUGCCUCCUCAUCUCUUUCCUCACAGUGCUGGUUUUCUAUCUCCCGUCCGACUGUGGUGAGAAGGUCACGCUCUGUAUCUCCGUCCUGCUCUCCCUCACUGUGUUCCUGCUCGUUAUCACCGAGACCAUCCCCUCCACGUCGCUGGUCAUCCCGCUCAUUGGAGAGUACCUGCUCUUUACAAUGAUUUUUGUCACGCUCAGCAUCGUCAUCACCGUGUUCGUGCUGAACGUACACUACCGCACGCCAAUGACCCACACUAUGCCGGAUUGGGUGCGCUCGGUGUUUCUUAAAGUGCUGCCGAGGAUUAUGCUGAUGCGGAGACCGAUUGAUGAGGACAGCAAGGCUGGGGGGUUGGAAAGCAGUGGGGAGGCAGGAGGAGCUGGAGGGGGAGGAGGAGGCGGAGGAGGGAAAGGAGGGAAGAAGAGGAAGAAUAGCUUGCUGCAGCAGGUCGGAGGAGGCUCCCUCAACUGUCUGGAGUUCGGGGACAGUAAGUUCUCAUCCGAGGGCUGCACUGGGAAGAAAUGCCCUUGCCCCUGCCAGCAUGGGAAAGAGACCCCAGAUACACCAGACUUGGGGAAGAUCACACGUCAGCUGAGUCCAACAAGCAUCAGCACGGUGGUGGCCUUUUCUGUGCUGUCGCCUGAGGUCAAACAGGCCAUCGAGAGCGUCAAGUACAUUGCUGAGAACAUGAGGAGUCGCAACAAGGCCAAAGAAGUGGAGGAUGACUGGAAAUACGUCGCCAUGGUGAUCGAUAGGAUCUUCCUUUGGGUGUUUGUGACCGUUUGUGUCCUGGGAACUGUGGGCCUCUUCCUCCAGCCACUUUGUGGCUUCGUCUCAUAACUUCUAAGAUACCAGGGUUCACUGUCGCCCUAUGUCGAACAAUCCUGAACUAUUGACGAACUCUCAGUUUUCAGUUGACCAAUCAGAAGACAGAGUUUUGAGUCCUAAAGCACAAUUUGGUGUGCUGGUUUUGUUUAUUGCCUUUGGCAAAAAUAUCGAAACAGUGAAGUUGGGUUUACAGUUUUGGCAUUGGCUGGUAAACUGCGUGACAGAAACAAAAAUGCCUAAUUUUGAUAUAUUUUGAGGCUGCUUUACCUAAAGAAAUCAUUGUCAUAAAACCUUUAGAAUACCUAAUAAAGUCUUUGGAUAAACUUCAAAGAAAUCAAGUGGGUAAUGAGUUCUCUACAAGUGUGUUCUUUAAACAAUUAAACAAUAUAUGUAGUUCAUUAAUCACAGCUUUUAAAUGUAUCUCUGUAAUCUGUAAUGUUUUGCUAGGUUUGUCUGAAUGUGUUACAACAUGUUGUAGAGCCCAGAGAUUAUUAAACAGCAACAAUACGCAGUGACCGUGGUUUGGUUCUUGUUAGCAAUGUGUAGCAUCACGCUAUUAUCACACAAAAAGGAUUUCUGUUGCAUAGAAGAAAAAUGGUGACUUACUUUUGACUAAUUCAUUAUUUACUGCAUUUUUAGCCUUGUUGUUAUGCCAGCCUGCACUCCUAAAAAAUGACUUUCUCAUACAACUUAAGUGUGUUGUCACUUUUUAAACGGUGGAUAGGUGGAUAAUGUUCAGACCGAUGUUCAAGUCCAGUGUCGUUGACUUUUGACGCCAAAAGUCAACGACACUGGACUCGAACACCAAAAAGUCAACGAUGAUUUUUUCACAAACUGACUUAUUUUAACUAAAACUUAAGAAGUGUUGUUGGGUAAUUUAGUGUUGCGUUGAGUUUAUGAAGCUAACUACGUGUUUAAAACUGUUACUGUAAUCUGGGUGAAAAUACAUUUUUCUGUAAAGAAUAGUUGAGACUCCAGUUUAGUUGUACAGUUUUGGAUACUAAUCCUGUAGGAGACAGGAUUAACUGUCUACUGUGGCUAAUGCGGAACAUUGAAUAGUUCUUUAUGACAGGAACCUAAGAAUCCGGAAACCAACAGAUAUAAGACGAACUGGAAACAUCCAGUAGACAGGACACAAACUUUGUAACACUGUUUCUCUCCCCGAUUCAGCUGACUGAUGACUGUCAUGCCCACUCCCCAGUCUGAUUCAUCAAACUGCUCAUUGUCAGAGCCAAUCGCCUUCGCCGCCACUUUUUGUGUUAUUCACAAUUACAGCUCAGAUUUCUGGCUUGCAUGGCAGCAGUCGCUGUGGCAGCAGUUUCAAGUAAGAGCAGGCUGUUUUUUUUUUUUUUUUCUGAUUAGAAAACCACGUGUUUAUAAAUGUUCUCUCUGAUUAAUGUUCCACAUGUUAAUUGGUUGGCCUGGUUAAUAUUGGAUUAAAUGCUACUUGAUUAGCUGUCCCUGAAAUAGCAUCGCAUCUAUUAAUUCACAAGAAGAUUCUAUCAUCCAAUUUUAUAGCUAUUCAUUUAAGCCCUUUUUUUCUCUUGUCACUUUGGAUUACGAUAAACAUUAAGAGCCAAUGCAAGAAAACAUGCAUGACAGACAUUUAGAUUGCUUUGAUCACAAGUAUAUCCUUAGAUUACAGCACUAUAAAUGUUCUGCUUAAUUUCCUGAAUUUCAUUUAUCCCCAUUUGUAUUGUUAUAUGAUAAAGAAAUACACAACUCAUGCAGAAGAGAGCAAAUAUGUUUGUACAAAUGAUGCCUUUCUUUUGUCUUUGAAAUAAAAUAAAUCUUUGUUCAAAUAAAGUUACAAGUAUUUACUGGCAGCAGUUUACUAAACUCUACUUAUGCAUUUUAACAAACACUUUUAUGUUAU